AUGCCUCAAACAGUAUGGCUCGUCACCGGCACCACCUCUGGCAUCGGCGCCGCCUUGGUCAACCACAUCAUCUCCCGCGGUGACAAAGUCAUUGCCUCUGGCAGAAACGUGGAAAAGAAACUUGGCCACCUCAAAUCUGGGAAUGUGGCCCUUCUAGAACUCGAUGUCGCAGCUGGAAAGUCCACUGUGGAAGCUCAGGUGAAGAGGGCGUGGGAGAUUUUCGGACACAUUGACGUCUUGAUCAACAAUGCCGGCAUGUCUGCUCUAAAGGCUGCUGAAGACGCUGACGACAACUAUGUCAACACCAUGUUUCAAGUCAACGUCUUCGGCCAGCUGCACAUGUCCCAAGCCAUCCUGCCUUUUUUCCGCGCACAAGGCCACGGCACCAUUGCAUUCACCUCCUCCGGCUGUGCCUGGGGAGCACUCCCCUACCUCUCCCACUACUGCAUGACAAAGGCAGCAUUGAGCUCCUUUGCCGAGAGUCUACACAAAGAAGUGUCCCACAUGGGCAUCAACUGCGUCGCCUUUGACAUCGGUGGCUUUCCAACACGUCUAGCACAGCCUCGCGAUGGAGACGAUGGCGCCGCCGAUGCGGCUGUGAAUCCAGACGAGGUGGCUUUCCCCGAAUCUCCUGUUUCUGAGCCCUACGCCGAAUCUUUUGGGCAGUAUCUUGGCCUCUUUAUGCCUGAUCCAACCUGGACUAUCCCCGGCGAUCCCAACAAGGCAGCAUCCACAAUGGUGGACGUUAUUCAGCGUCAAGGAGCUGCAGCGGGUCGUCCUUGGGCAGUCCGUGUGAUUUUGGGAUCGGAUAGUCUGACUUAUGCGAGGAAAAGACGUGCGGAGGAGCUCAAGCUUCUGGAGAAAUGGAAGGAUGUGAGUUCUAGCACUGACGCAAGGAAGUUUGUGCUCAAGCCAGAGUAUGAAAAGUACAUUGUCGUUGCUGGGGUUGAAGAAUAA
Molecule: messenger RNA, 957 nt
Organism: Trichoderma virens Gv29-8
Lineage: Eukaryota; Fungi; Ascomycota; Sordariomycetes; Hypocreales; Hypocreaceae
Exons: 2
Coding region: 1-957 (318 amino acids)
Molecular function (GO): oxidoreductase activity
Source: RefSeq, a predicted model, not a curated record